AUGGCUGCAGAGAAGCAGCGUCGGGACGUGCCCGUGCUCGUGUACGAGCCACACCACGAGAGCUACAGACCCGAGCCCUGCGCGCCGGGCUUCGGCCAGGAGGGGGGCUAUGAGUACCCUUCUCCCCCACCCUACUCCUACCGAGAAACCACCGUCGUGGAGGAGCCCGUUUAUUUGGUGCCCCAGCCUCCCAUCAUUGUGGCAGGGAUCUUCUCCAGCAAACCAACAUCCACAAUCUGUCCUUCCUGCCGCCAGCACAUCACCACCCAGGUCACCUACAGACUGGGCAAGCUGUCCUACCUCCUGUGCACCAGCCUGUGCAUGGUUGGGUGCUGCUUUGGAUGCUGCUUCGUCCCUCUCUUUGUGAAGAUCUUCAAGGAUGCAGAUCACUACUGCCCCUGCUGCCAUUUUCACAUUUAUAGAUACAAAAGACUAUAG
Molecule: messenger RNA, 438 nt
Organism: Catharus ustulatus (Swainson's thrush)
Lineage: Eukaryota; Metazoa; Chordata; Aves; Passeriformes; Turdidae
Gene: LITAFD
Product: LITAF domain containing
Exons: 4
Coding region: 1-438 (145 amino acids)
Molecular function (GO): zinc ion binding
Source: RefSeq, a predicted model, not a curated record